This is a messenger RNA of Brassica napus (rape), 3291 nucleotides long. RefSeq lists its product as uncharacterized. The record is from RefSeq and is a predicted model, not a curated record. The coding region runs from base 1474 to 2367 and encodes 297 amino acids. Lineage: Eukaryota; Viridiplantae; Streptophyta; Magnoliopsida; Brassicales; Brassicaceae. The transcript is spliced from 2 exons.
AUCACAUUAGAUAAUUCCGUAAGUUUUAUUUAAGGAAAUAAUAUAUAAUAAAUAGCCACAUUGUUUUAGUUAAUAUCAUAUGAUAUCAUAUAGUUGGUAUUAAAUGUUUCUAGUGAGAUAUAAAAAUCCAAUUGGACCAACAUGUUUUUCAAUUUCAAUGUGAGGCUGACACGUAUGAUUAAUUAACUUUACAAUUGAUUGACACAUAAGUAAGAGAUCUUUUUUAAUUAUUACAAAAUUGAGGUUACAUCUUUUCAAAUGUUCCUCAAUUAAUACAUAGAUGAUUUAGUAAAAAUUAACACAAUAGUAUUAUUAUUUUUAAUCAGAAAAACAAAUGUCUUUUGUGAUUUGACAUUAUAUGGUUUAUAUCUAUUAAUUCUUGAGGAUUUAGAGAUCAAAAACAAAUGUUUUAUUUUAAAUCCUAGUCACGCAAGAAUGGUAAAUUCAUUAUCUUUAAUAUUUUUUCCGUUUCUAAAUAUAAAUUGUUUUACGUAAAACAUGUUUAUUAAAAGUUAUUUUAUCUAAAAAAUAUUAUUGAAAAUAUAAAUUUUAAAAUAUUCAACUAAUUAUAAAAUAAAACUUUUAAUUUUGAUUGGUUAUUUCAGUUUUUGAUAAAAUUAAAGUUAACUAGAAAAAUAAGAACACUUUUAUAUAUUGAAACAUUUUUUUUUUUAAACAUGUUAUAUUUUUGGAACGGAUGGAAUAUUUGUUUGGAAGGGAGGGUAAAUAUUAGGAUUUUACCCGUUUUACCCUCUGGUAAUAUAAUACUAGGGGGUAUUGGAUCUUGAAGUUUGAUGGAAUUUGAAGGAAAUAUAGUUUCUAUUAAAUUCUACUGUUAUUCAAUUAUGAAUUUCAUCAAUUCUUUCACAUUCUUGUGUUAUUGAAUUAAAGAUUUCUAUUCUGGUUUAUAAUUACUUUAAAUUCUACUGUUAUUCAAUAUUUGAUAGAUUUUGUAGUAAUGUCACUUGAAAAGAAUUUAAUGGAAAAUGUAUUGUCAAUAUGUAAAGAAGCAAUUCUUUACUUUUAUGAUGAGAUUUGUCAUCCUAGUAAAAUUCUAACGGUGGUAGUAUAACAAAUAUACCGAUAUUUUGAUUUGUACUCCCACCUAAAAACAAAACAAGUGAAUAACAGAAAUAUCUUUUGUAGAUGUUUUCAGAAAAUCCCUACAAAUUAGUACUUAUAAAAAGUUCAAAUUGUUGUUGACAAUAAUCAAAUAAUAUACACAAAAUCUCAACAAAUGAGUGCGUAUCCUUUUAGAAAAAAAUCUCUUUAUAGAUUGCUUCACCUAUAUAUAGCACUGAUCAUAUCACUUCUCAAAGCAAGAAAAUCCCACCUAGAAAAGGUUUCCGCAGAAAUGAGUAGUUUUUGUCUUUUUGUCUUUUUGUUAUCAUUAGGUGUUAGUUUUUGUUAUAAUUAGUGUUCACCGUUUGCUCAUAUUAUUUCUUUUUAUAAGAUAAUCAUUCGCAUAUAUGCAUGUUAAAGAUGACUAAUAAAUAUUUUCAUUGUUGUAUUAGGAUGGAAUCAGGAGAAGCAUCGCAGCCACAAAAAGUUAAGAGCGGAUAUUUUCCAUGGACAUCUCAAGAGAGUCACUUGUUGAAACGUCUUCUUGUUGAUGGUAUCAGACGAGGAUGGCGUGAUUCAAAUGGCUCCUUGACCAAAAGAACAAUAGAGACAAAGGUAUUACCGAUUCUAAACAAACAGCUCAGGUGCAACAAGACUUACAAGCAUUACUUGAAUCGAAUGAAAUCCUUGAAAAAAGAAUAUCAUAGUUACACAGACCUGCUUCGAUUUAGCUCUGGUUUUGGGUGGGAUCCCGUAACUAAACAAUUCACAGCUCCCGACGAAGUAUGGGAAGAAUAUCUUAAGGCACAUCCAAAUAAUGAUAAUAUGAAGACUAAAACCUUUGAAGCUUUUGAAGACUUACAAGUCAUUUUUGAAAGUGCUACAGCAAGGGGAAACAACGCAUUUGGACUUGGUGGUGAUGCAACUGCUGAAGCUUUUGAAGUUGAAAAUGAUGUUCAAGAAAGAGAAGAUGUGAACCAUAUGGAAAAUGGUACUGAGUCUAAUGAGACAACAUGUAGACCUUCUAAAGAAAAGUUGCCUUCUAGGAAGAGAGCUAAAUUCAUGCUUACUGUUGGGCAAAAUUCACGACAUUGCCACGUAAAAGAUACAUUUAAAAGGUCCAAGUUUGCAAUAAGCACUAGCUUUAAUCGUGUUUUAAAAGCUUUACUUCUCAUAGCUCCAAGCCAAAUGGUGAAACCAAAUGGUUUAGUUCCUACGAAAAUUAGAGAAAGUACACGAUUCUAUCCAUAUUUUAAGGUAUAUUAUUUCAUCUUUGGUAAAGUUUUUAGUUUUUGUUAUUCCUAAAAUUUAAUUAACAUUUCUUUUGAAUUUAUUUCAGAAUUGUAUUGGGGCGCUAGAUGGUACACAUAUACCUGCAAAAGUAGUUGGACGUGAAGUGGCAAGUUAUCGGAAAGGAACAAUAUCACAAAAUGUGUUGGUUGUAUGUAACUUUGAUCUGGAGUUCAUAUAUGUUCUUAGUGGAUGGGAAGGUUCGGCGCAUGAUUCAAGAGUGUUAAAUGAUGCUUUAACUAGAAGAACAAACAAUUUUCAAGUACCUGAAGGUAAACUCUUUAUAAUUUAUUUAUAAAUCACAUGUUAAACAAUUAGUAAUGUUUAUUAUUUAAAAUUUUAGGUAAAUUCUAUCUAGUUGAUUGUGGAUUUGCAAACAGAGUCAAUUUUUUGGCUCCUUUUCGAGGUGUUCGAUACCAUCUACAAGAAUUUACUGGACAAGGAUGUGAUCCUAACACUGCAUCUGAGUUAUUCAAUCUUCGUCAUGCUAGUUUGAGAAAUGUGAUCGAGAGGAUAUUUGGAAUGUUUAAAUCAAGAUUUGCGAUUUUUAAAUCAGCACCUCGUUUUUCCUAUCAAAAAUAAGCUGGAUUGGUAUUGGCAUGUGCAGCGUUGCAUAACUUUCUGCGGAAAGAAUGUCGAUCAGAUGUAGGUGAAUUUCCUGCUGAAGAAAAUGUCCAACAGAAUGCAACAAAUGGCAAUCAAGUUAUUCGAAACGAACCUUUGGGAACACAAGAACAAGAUAGAGAAAAUGCAAAUGCUUGGAGAACAACUAUGGCAGAAGAUAUGUGGAGAGAUGUCAUAGAUUUAGAUGAUCCAUAGAUCUUAUUGUUAGUAUUAUGCAUUUUAAUAAAAUUGCUACAGUCACUGAACUUUUGUAGUAGUAGUAACGCUUAUUUUUUUUUACUUUCAGUUUUAUCACUAAUAAAAUAAUAUUUGUUA